AUGUCUCUCCCUCGAUACUGUUACAACGGUCCCAUUGACCACACCAUUCCGCCACAAAGGGAGAAUGUUCGUGGGAAAUCCGUCAUCAUCACGGGCGGGGCCAACGGAAUGGGUGAGGCUUGUGUCCGGGACUUUGUUGCCGCUGGAGCAUUUGUCACGUUUGCCGAUGUCAACGUGGAGCGGGGCAGGACCGUCGAGAGGGAGCUGAACGGCGAGACUGGCAACAAUUGUGUCUUCGUCAAGUGUGACAUCCGAGACUGGGACGAGCAGCGUGCAAUGUUCGAGACUGCUAAGGCAAGAAGCCCGCAUAAUAGCGUCGACAUUGUCAUCGCCAACGCUGGCAUCAGCCGGAGCUCGGGAGACAGCUUGUGGAAUCUUGAUGACCCCAAUGGAGAGCCUACAAAGCCGGAUCUCAACAUUGUUCGAGUCAACUUGGAUGGAACGCUCUACACGUGGAAGCUCGCUGUGCACUACUUUAGAAAGCAGCCUGACACACAGGACCGAGACCGAUGCUUCAUCAUCACAGGGUCAAUGGUAGCUUGGAUUGACUCUCCAGGGAAUUGGGAGUAUACUGCCACCAAGUACGGCCUCCGCGGUUUCAUGAGAACUGUUCGCCGCUCGAGCCAUGAGCAAGGCGUCCGCAUCAACUAUGUGGCGCCAUGCUGGAUCAAGAGUGCCAUUCGUACCGCCGAGUAUGAGAAAUGGCUUCUUGAUAGGGGCAUCGAGUUUGGCGAGCAGGUCGAUGUAGCGGCUUGCAUGAUGAAGAUUAGUUGCGACAGGUCUAUCAAUGGACGAUCUCUGAUGAUCACGCCGAGAUCCGUGGCGAGAGAAGGGUUCAUGGACAUUGAUAGGGAGGAUUACAAAGAUGUAAAGGAGGAUGAAUACCUGAAGAAGGUCCAGGCAUCUCAGCUUAUCAUCAUCGAGGACAAGUGGCUUGACGACUACAAAGUCCGAGUCUACAAAGAGUAG
Messenger RNA from Thyridium curvatum, 969 nucleotides. RefSeq lists its product as uncharacterized. The transcript has 4 exons. The coding region runs from base 1 to 969 and encodes 322 amino acids. The record is from RefSeq and is a predicted model, not a curated record. Lineage: Eukaryota; Fungi; Ascomycota; Sordariomycetes; Thyridiales; Thyridiaceae. Gene Ontology annotation, molecular function: oxidoreductase activity.